GUGCAUAUAAUCCCACAAUAUAACGUGUCUGUGUCUGUCUGUGUGUAGACAUUUUCCCAGACAGCACAGCAGUUCAGGCUGAGAUCCUUAACCAGCACAAUGCCUUCCGGAGAGCGGUUACGCCAACUGCUAGAGACAUGCUCAAGAUGAGCUGGAGCGAGGAGGCAGCGGCCAGUGUUCAGGCUUGGGUUAACACCUGCUCCAUGGCUCAUGGGCCACCCAGCAGUCGCAUGCUUGGCAACUACGAAAUGGGUGAGAACCUGUUCAUGGCCGCCACUUCUAAGGAUUGGACUGAAAUAGUUACAGCCUGGCACAGUGAGGUCAUAGAUUACUCCUAUCCCAAUGGAUCUAUCAAUGGUAAAUCCAUCGGCCACUACACACAGGUGGUUUGGAACAGUUCAUACAAGGUUGGCUGUGGUGUGGCCUUGUGUCCUGGCUCAGUCUACUUCUAUGGAUGCCAAUAUUACAGAGCGGGAAACUACAGAGGAGUGGCUCCAUACAAGGAAGGAGCUACGUGUGCUGACUGCCCCAACUCCUGCGAAAAUAAGCUUUGCACCAAUCCCUGUCCUUACAUAAACAAGUAUGUCAACUGUGCCGCCAUGAAAGAACAGGCCGGGUGCAGUAAUCCUUUGGUGUACGCCUGGUGUCCCGCCCUCUGCCUGUGCACCACCAAAAUCAUCCCAAUAGCAAAGAAGUGAAACCACCAGACCUCUUCAAAAUGGUCCACUGAAAGAUAACGUUGAAUCCUCUGUUGUUUCCUUGUCUAUGAGAAGAAGAAAAACAUAUACACCUGGUUGAUCUAUCUACUGUACUUCUGGUAAAGUCAGUUCAUUUGAAAAAUUCUAACUAUCACUAAUAAUAUAUUAAUUAUCACUGUAGGUCUAUGGUACAGAUAAAACAUUGUUCUUAUUCUAGGGGUAACAUAAGGUGUCUAACUUACAGUAGCUAAUGUUAGUUGGAAGCAAUUCAUUUUGUUCCCUUUCAUUGAUUUCAAUGUCUUCGUGCCCAUUUUACCAAAACAAAUCCAUAUUGAAUUUGCAAGUUGAAUGACAAUAUCCUGUACAUCUUGAGAAGCCAAUAUUUCCAUCAGUUACAGUAACAGUGGCCAUCAUUUAAUUUCUGCUAAUAAACUACACAGUAAUAUGGUUAUACAGAACUUUAAUACCACAACACAUUUAACUUUAAGUUGAUUCAGGGCAUUAUUUUAUGUUUGAUGAAAUGCAAGGAAUGCUGCUCAUAAUUUGCUCUAUCAACAUUAAAUGUUUGCAAUUAUGUAACCCUUAUUUUUUUCCUCAAUCACAUUAAAUUAUCAUGAAGAUUAA
Molecule: messenger RNA, 1322 nt
Organism: Coregonus clupeaformis (lake whitefish)
Lineage: Eukaryota; Metazoa; Chordata; Actinopteri; Salmoniformes; Salmonidae
Product: cysteine-rich venom protein ophanin
Exons: 6
Coding region: 138-698 (186 amino acids)
Cellular component (GO): extracellular region
Source: RefSeq, a predicted model, not a curated record